AUAAUGCAGUUACCAAAUCCAAUGCAGUACCGAGACCACCCACUAUAUGAGAUGAUACAUAACUUCACAUAUCUGUCCCACGAACAAAAUGCAUAGCAUUUGUCCUUCGGAGGUGGAAGCCAUGGGAGGGGCAGUUGCAAGCAAAACUUAACCGACACGGACAUGGACGUCACCCCCCCUCCUCUUCUUUCUGUUACAUGGUUCUGGGCACGUGCCCCUCCUCUUCUCUUUUGACACAGUCAUCCUUUAAGCCCAACGAAACCCACUUUGAGAACCCUUUAUUCUUCCCAUGGCGCAUGCUCCUACUCCAUUCUCUCACUGCAACAAAAAUAUAACUCCUUUCCUAUAGAGAGGUGGACAGUGGACACCACCACUUCACUCCCCUCUCUCCCCGUUAGAUUGGUGGAAUGAAUUAAUAGUUUUAAAAUAAUAUACAUAUAUAUAUAUAUAUAAAUUGUGUCAGAGAAGGAAGUAGAAAACGAAUAAAGAAUAGAGAACUCAGACAAAGAGAUUAGAGAGAGAGAGAGAAAAAAAGAGAGGCACAACAUAUCACAGACAGAAACAGAGACAACAGACAGUGGCAGCGAUGAGGAAAGAUUUUGAGGUUGGAAACUUGAAAGUGGUGUGUGUAGGUGGGUGACGAGCCUAGGUGUAGGGGGCUAGAGGGUAUUGGGUAGGUUUAGGUUGAGUGGGGAACGGGAAGGAAGAGACGAGGGGAAUUUUCAGUUUCCUGAUUCUGACAUAACCACCGACUCGACACUCCACAACCGCCAACGCCCCACUCUCGCUUGUCACGCCGCCGCCUCCGCCGUCGCUGCCGCCCAAACCAGAAGAUUAGGACGUUUCCCUCAUCAGCGACAGCCAAUCCAGCCCUUCUCUCUCUCACACUUCCGUACCUACUCUCAUCAGUAUUGCAGGAGAUGCGAGCAGGAUACUAUUCUACUUCGGUGCUGCUCUCUUUGGGUUGAUAUUAUUGAAGAAGAGGAGAGAUCAUCAUCUAUCACAAAGAGAGAAAGAUCCUUGAAGAUUUUCUUGGAUAGAAUAAAUAGUUGCAUCUUUAUUACUUAACCUCCCUUUUUCUUACUCGUGGAAAGAGAUGGUUAAGGCGAAGGACCAUGGGGUAAGGGGGAGGUGUGGAUGGAAUCUGGUUUCUGGGCUCUGGUAACGAUCGCCGUUGUUUUCUUCUUCGCAUAGAUUCUCAACUGGAGAGUAUAUGGUAGACACGUUGGGUUGGGUUUACACUCUCUUUAAAAUCUGAAACCGCAAACGCCACUUCCUCCAGAAAUCCCGUAUCCCCAAGAUCAAAAUCUGCAUGAACCACCACACCCACUCUCCUAUUAAUAGAGAGCUAAAGGAGAAAUAGAGAGAGAAAGGGAGGAAGAAAAAAAAUAGAGAGAGAUGCAGCAGGAAGGUGGAGGAGUAGGUGGGAUGAGUGGUCUGCAACAACAAGAUCGGAGGAUGAAGCCAUCAUCGGCUACGGAAAAUCAACAACAACCACCACAGCAGCCUCAGAAAUGUCCUCGUUGUGAAUCUCUCAAUACCAAGUUUUGUUACUACAACAAUUACAGUCUCUCUCAGCCUCGUUAUUUCUGCAAGACUUGUAGAAGAUACUGGACUCAAGGAGGAACUCUCCGAAAUGUCCCCGUCGGAGGUGGUUGCCGGAAGGGGAAACGAUCCAAGAGACCCUCUACCUCCGAUAACCCACCACCGACUCGUUCACAGAAUCAACAGCAACUAUUAAUUUCAACCUCAGAUACUGCUGUGAUAUCAACUACUACAGCUUCUUCUUCGAGGAAACCAGAAACUGAUACGAUCAUGGCUGCUUCAAAUCCGAUCCCAUCUAUGGCAUCGGUUCCUUCUUCUUCUGUCUACUAUGGCGGUGGAGGAGGGUUCUUAUCUUCCCUGUCAACCCUUCAACCUUAUAAUCCCCACAUGAACGUCGGUGGUGGUGGCGAUUUCGGAGGUUCCAAUUUGGCGCUGCUACAGGGAUUCGGUCUCCCUUCUUUUAUCCCACAACAGCAACAACAUCCACAAGUAUACCAGAUGGGGGGUAACAGAGAGAUGAAGCCGUCACAAGUUUUUCCUCCUCCAGAGGAGAACCUAAGGCCUUCUGGUUCAACUUCUCAUCAUCCUCAGGACUGGCAUCAAAGCUUUAUUGAAUCUUCUUCUAACUCCAAACCUGGACCAACUUAUUGGAACAACAGCAGCGGAAACAACAUGAACAGCAACAGUAACAACAAUACUACUACUGCUACUACUACUCAGUGGUUGUCUGAUCUAUCAGGUUAUGGUCAUCCUUCACAACCCUUCAUAUAGUUCAACUCUUCCAAAGUUUAAUGACCUUAACUGUGAAUUCGGGGAAUUCUUUUUUGUCUUUCUAUAGAAACACCAUUGAAUCCUCUCUCUCUUUUUUUCACUUUUUUUUCUUGUAACUGUAGCCUUUUUUUUUUUUUUUGGUGGGUAUAAUCAGUUGGAUACUUGAAUGAUGUUGAUGAGGGUUGGUCUGUUAUCUUAUCUUGAUGUGGGUGUUCAUAUAUGGUUCAUGUGGAGAACAAGAAUGUUUAGAGGGUAGGAAGCCUAUAUUUUCUUUAUUGUGACUUCUCAAAGUUUCCAUUUUUGAUGGUUUUUUUAUCAGAAAUUUGUGAUUCUUAUCUUUAAA
Molecule: messenger RNA, 2659 nt
Organism: Macadamia integrifolia
Lineage: Eukaryota; Viridiplantae; Streptophyta; Magnoliopsida; Proteales; Proteaceae
Product: dof zinc finger protein DOF3.2-like
Exons: 2
Coding region: 1399-2316 (305 amino acids)
Biological process (GO): regulation of DNA-templated transcription
Molecular function (GO): DNA binding; DNA-binding transcription factor activity
Source: RefSeq, a predicted model, not a curated record